Molecule: messenger RNA, 755 nt
Organism: Platichthys flesus (European flounder)
Lineage: Eukaryota; Metazoa; Chordata; Actinopteri; Pleuronectiformes; Pleuronectidae
Gene: rnf224
Product: ring finger protein 224
Exons: 3
Coding region: 145-711 (188 amino acids)
Source: RefSeq, a predicted model, not a curated record
AAGAAACGCUACAGGAAAUGUGACCCAGAGGAUAAAAGAGAGAAAGAAGAGAAAGAAUAAAAAGAGCUAUGUGAAGGAAAAACAAGAGGAGAGAAGUUCCAGGUGAUAACUUCAUCUGACCAAUCAGGGAGCAGCAGAAAGAAGAUGUCUGAUGACAAGAAGAAAGAAGAGGAAGAGCCAUGUCCGCCCCUCCCUCCCCCGCCCUCCUCCUCCGCCAUGGAGACGAUGAUGUCACUGGGGAGGCGGGACCUCGUGUGCAUCGUGUGUUUCGGUAGUUAUGACCUGGCGACGCGGUUGCCUCGACGACUGCACUGUGGCCACGCCUUCUGCCAGGCGUGUCUGAAGAGACUCGACACGGUCAUCAACGAGCAGGUGUGGAUCCCGUGUCCUCAGUGUCGACAGAACACGCCGCGGCCCCGGGGGGGGGCAUCGGGUCUGGACCUGGAUCUGGCCUCAUUCCUGGGCAUCAAGGCCCAGCAGACCUGUACCUCCUCCUGCUCCUCGUCAUCCUGGAGCUCUGGCCUCAGGGAGGGGGGGCUGGCUGGAGCAGCGACCCGGGAUGGGAAGCUGUGGCUGGGGAAGGAGCCCCCCCCCGAUGACGGCUGGUCACAUGGAGGUCUGGCAGAACCGCGGUUCCAUCGCUAUGGCAACUGUUGCCCACCCCUGUCCUAUUGGCAGUGCUGUUGGUUCUGCUGCCAGGGGCGGGGCUAACAGAGGGGUAGGGCGAAGACUGACCAAUGAAAAUGCUGCUUUAA